Messenger RNA from Acyrthosiphon pisum (pea aphid), 531 nucleotides. RefSeq names its product chorion class high-cysteine HCB protein 13-like. The transcript has 2 exons. NCBI's taxonomy places the organism in Eukaryota, Metazoa, Arthropoda, Insecta, Hemiptera, Aphididae. Bases 195 to 461 code for a protein of 88 amino acids. The record is from RefSeq and is a predicted model, not a curated record.
AAUAAUAUUUAUUCCGUGAAAAUUGAAAACAAAACGUUUUAUUUAAAUUUGUGCCAAACCGUUGUUUUAGACUGAUAUAUAUAUAUUAUAUCGAAUACAAGUAUAAAGCGAUAUUUCCAUUUUACAUUCAAUAUACUACGAUAGAUAAGUUCAAUAUCCUAUGAUAAAUAUAUACGAUUUUCACUGUUCAAAAUAUGUUAAAGUCUAAAGUUUUUCCAAUUAGCCUUUUACUCGUAAUUUUCGUAAUUGUUGUUCAGACUUGCGUUGUACCUGUUAAUGUAAAGUGCGGAGGUGGUGGUGGUUGCUGCUGUUGUUGUGGAGGCUGUGGAGGCUGCGGCGGUGGUGGUGGAUAUGGAGGCUAUGGAGGCUAUGGCGGAGGUGGCUGUGGAUGUGGUUGUGGCGGAUGUGGUGGUUGCGGGGGACACACAUUAUGUGGUAGCAUUAGGGGAUGUAUUUGUUAAGUAUAAUAAAUAAAUAUAGGUACCAUGAAACCUUAAUAUCAACUACAAUAUUUCAUUAAACAAUAAUUAU